Molecule: messenger RNA, 1663 nt
Organism: Aspergillus japonicus CBS 114.51
Lineage: Eukaryota; Fungi; Ascomycota; Eurotiomycetes; Eurotiales; Aspergillaceae
Product: phosphotransferase family protein
Exons: 2
Coding region: 127-1509 (460 amino acids)
Source: RefSeq, a predicted model, not a curated record
GAAGACAGUGCGCAUAACGAUUCCGCUUCCCCUCACUAUAACAGUAAUCGCCAUGGACUUUCCACUUGGGAUGAGACUGUAACCGCCCACUAGUGUCAGUGAUUGGAUAUAGGCUUCAAACAGGACAUGGGUAUUGCUAGGAGCGAGGUCGUCUCAGAUAGCUGGGUGGCAGAGCUGUUUCAACAAGACACUCUCCGGGCCAUCGGCGAUUUCAUGAUCAAGCAUCGAAGGGGAGUUCCAACUGAGCUGUGUCAACCCCGUGCGGGGACAUUCAACGUGUCGUUUCGGAUGAAGUUCGAAGAUGGUGGCUCAGCACUGAUCCGCUUCCCUAAGCCUGGGACCACCAUGUUCCCAGAGGAAAAAGUGAGAAAUGAAGUGGCGACGAUGCGGUACAUUCAAGAGAAUACCUCGAUCCCUGUGCCAUUCAUCCUGCACUGGGGAACGAGGAAGGAGAGCCCUCUUGGUAUUGGCCCAUUUAUCCUGAUGGAGUACAUUGACCACACUAUGGAUCUGGGUGAGGCAUUGAACACUCCAACGCUCGGAGUCGAAGACCGCCCAAUCCUCGAUCCAGCGGUUGAUCUUGAUAAGCUGGAAAUGCUGUACGGCCAGCUGGCCGACAUCUUACUUCAGUUAUCGCGGUUAUCACUUUCUCCGAUCGGCUCUCUUAUGCAGGUCGAUGACUUCACAUGGGAGCCCAAGCAUCGCCCUCUAUCGAUUGGUAUGAACGAGCUCGUCCGUCUAGGGACUCUCCCACGGUCAAAACUGCCAACCACCACAUUCGAGACGGGAUCCGACUAUUUUCAGGCCCUCGCUGACCUCCAUUGCGAGCAUCUGUACCACCAGCGCAACGAUGCCGUAGACUCGGCAGAUGACUGUCGGCGUAGGUUCGUCGCCCGACGGCUGUUUUCCAGAGUCGCUAGUGAGGGGCGCUUGGCUUCCUCAAGGAACGAUCAUGGACCCUUCAAGCUCUGGUGUGACGAUCUUCGGCCCUCGAACAUCCUGCUCAACGAGCACCUGCAGAUCGUCGGUGUUAUCGACUGGGAGUUCACCUAUGCGGCGCCGGUUCAAUUUUCUCAUGCACCGCCUUGGUGGUUGCUGCUCGAACAGCCAGAGUACUGGCCAGAUGGUCUAGAGGCGUGGGAAAAGUCAUACGAAUAUCGUCUACAAACAUUCCUCAAAGUUCUCACAGAGCGCGAAGAGACAGCGAUGCAACGGGGCAGGUUGAACCCGGAACAGAGACUUUCGGGUCCCAUGCGACACAGCUGGGAGAAUGGCGACUUUUGGGUCACGUAUGCUGCGAGAAAGAGCUUCGCCUUUGAUAUGGUCUUCUGGAAGAAGCUUGAUCCCAGGUUCUUUGGUUCCUGUGCAAUUGCUGUCCAAGAUCGCUGGAAGGAGAGAUUGGGGUUGUUGAGUGAAGAGGAGACACGGUGUAUGGAACAGAUUGUGAGUCGGAAAGUCGAGCAGAUGAAGACGAGGGAGCUGGCUUGGGAGCCGGAGGAGAUGCCUUGACUUACUUGAACUGGGGCCUUUAGUUUGUUAUUACGGUAGAUUAUGUUGAUGGUCUAUUGUGAGGUUGUUUGGCUAGGAUAAGAGGCAUAUAUAGGUGUCUGCUUUAUUAAGGGUCUGCAUACUGGGUACAUCACGACAAUACAAUAGGUUAUCG